UCUCUUUUUCUCUCUAAAAAAGAGAAUAAAAAAAUUCACUUCCUUUUGUUUCUCUUCUUUUUUUCAACUCUAUAAAUAGCACACAACCAUUGAAAUUCUCCUCUUCAUUCUUCUAUUUAUUCCUCCCUCUCUUUCUCUUUCUCUCAUUCUCUCUAGCGUAAGAUAAACACAUUUAGGUGCUACUAAUGGGAAGUGUUGAAGCUGCAAACAAGGAUGCAAAUGAAAGCCUCACAGAGAAAAAUCCUACAGUUGUUUUUGUCUUAGGUGGCCCAGGCAGUGGAAAGGGUACGCAAUGUGCAAAUAUUGUUGAUAAUUUUCAGUAUACUCACCUCAGUGCUGGGGAUCUUCUGCGAGCAGAAAUCAAAUCUGGUUCUGAGAAUGGUACAAUGAUUCAGAAUAUGAUUAAAGAAGGGAAAAUUGUUCCCUCUGAGGUAACAAUUAAGCUCUUACAAAAAGCAAUGAAGGAAAGUGGCAAUGACAAAUUUCUGAUUGAUGGUUUUCCCCGCAAUGAGGAAAAUCGUGCAGCAUUUGAGAAAGUGACAGGAAUAGGGCCAGCUUUUGUCCUAUAUUUUGAUUGCCCCGAGGAAGAGAUGGAGAGGCGACUUCUUAGUAGGAACCAGGGUCGAGAAGAUGACAAUAUUGAAACAAUAAGGAAGCGGUUCAAGGUGUUCUUGGAGUCUAGUCUUCCCGUGAUUAAUUAUUACGAUGCAAAAGGAAAAGUUCGCAAGAUCAACGCUGCAAGAUCUGUUGAAGAGGUAUUCGAGACUGUGAAAGGAAUUUUUGGUCCCAAGAAUGAGAAGGCUGAAUGAGCAUGUUAACCUUGAGUCCAUGGUGGAAAUUUGGAGGUCAUAUCAGUAUUGGUUGCUUGUUCUGUUGUCUCACAUUUUGUUACUACUUAAAUAGAAAAUUGUAGUUUAUACCUGAGGGUUUUACCUCUGUAUUCUAUUGUUAUAAUAAUAGUUUGUUGUCAUUCAUUGAUUUUGCAAUAAAGAAUUGGGUCCUGCUUAUAUA
Molecule: messenger RNA, 1011 nt
Organism: Vigna angularis (adzuki bean)
Lineage: Eukaryota; Viridiplantae; Streptophyta; Magnoliopsida; Fabales; Fabaceae
Product: UMP-CMP kinase 3
Exons: 10
Coding region: 186-809 (207 amino acids)
Biological process (GO): CDP biosynthetic process; UDP biosynthetic process; 'de novo' pyrimidine nucleobase biosynthetic process
Cellular component (GO): cytoplasm; nucleus
Molecular function (GO): ATP binding; UMP kinase activity
Source: RefSeq, a predicted model, not a curated record